AUGAAAUUGCUAUUAUAAAUGAAUAUGGAUAUAAUGGCAAACGUUUUACAAUUGUACUUACAGUAUUUGCUGCUAUUGGCAUAAUGGCUUUUAUCGUUGCGUCAUUUUGGUCAGAUAUUUUGAACAUUAUUUUAUCGUCAAACACAUCAAGAGCACAUCACUUGCUUAUCAGGACAGAGUAUUUGAUCGAUCAAGAAAAAUAUUUUUAUUUGAUACUACUGCACAUCAUUGUAACAGUUUGCAUCGGAGGAACUGCUGCAUUAGCGAUAGGAACAAUAUUGUUUACAUAUCUUCAACAUGUUUGUGGAAUGUUUAAAAUUGCCAGUUAUCGUAUCGAACGUGCAAUGAGCAUCACAAUGCUACAAAAUAUUAACCUUAAAAAACAGAUUUUAAUAUUUAGGGGUUUAAUUUGUGCUGUGGAUAUUCAUCGACAAGCUAUGAAAUUAUCGAAACGCUUGCAAUAUAGUUGUGAAAAAAUGAUGUGCUGUUUAAUAGCAUUUGGAGUAAUCUCGGUGAGCCUUAAUUUGUUUUGGAUUGCUUCAUCUAAAGAAGAACUUAUAUUGCCUUUCCUAUAUGCAACUAUUUCUAUUAUAUACAUGUUUUUAGCCAAUUAUAUUGGUCAACUUAUAACUAAUCACAAUCAUCACGUAUUUGUUACUGCGUAUAAUGUUCAAUGGUAUAUAGCUCCAUUGCAUAUACAGAAAAUAAUAUUAUUUUUGUUACAAAGAAACUCGAAAAACUUUACUUUGAGUGUCGGUGGACUAUUUAUUGCAUCUAUAGAGUGUUUUGCUACGCUAGUGAAGACCUCAGUAUCUUAUUUUACAGUCAUAUAUUCUACACGAUGACAAAACUAUAUUGAUUGGAAGUAAAUAAAAUUGAUAAG
This is a messenger RNA of Camponotus floridanus (Florida carpenter ant), 883 nucleotides long. RefSeq lists its product as uncharacterized. Gene Ontology annotation, biological process: sensory perception of smell; detection of chemical stimulus involved in sensory perception of smell. The record is from RefSeq and is a predicted model, not a curated record. Gene Ontology annotation, molecular function: olfactory receptor activity; odorant binding. Gene Ontology annotation, cellular component: plasma membrane. The coding region runs from base 84 to 845 and encodes 253 amino acids. The transcript is spliced from 7 exons. NCBI's taxonomy places the organism in Eukaryota, Metazoa, Arthropoda, Insecta, Hymenoptera, Formicidae.